This is a messenger RNA of Aspergillus aculeatinus CBS 121060, 720 nucleotides long. Its product is annotated as putative GPI anchored protein. The transcript is spliced from 2 exons. The record is from RefSeq and is a predicted model, not a curated record. The coding region runs from base 1 to 720 and encodes 239 amino acids. Lineage: Eukaryota; Fungi; Ascomycota; Eurotiomycetes; Eurotiales; Aspergillaceae.
AUGAAGUUCUCCAUCCUCCCCCUGGCGGCUCUCGCCCCCCUGGCCGCUGCCCACUUCGAGCUCAAGUACCCCACGAGCCGCGAUGGCAGCGAAGACAACAUGGUCAACUUCCCCUGCGGCAGUGCGGCCCAGUCCACCAACCGCACUCAGGUCUCCAUCUCCGCCGGCUCCUUCCCCGUCGCGCUGUCCAUGGGCCACUCGCAGACCGCGGUCGAGGUGCUCCUCGCCCUGGGCACCGACCCCGGCACCAACUUCAACAUCACCCUGCACAAGACCUUCGAGAUCGAGGGCCUGGGUGCCUUCUGCCUGCCCCACAUCACCUUCGAUGAGUCCAUCCUCGGCACCAACAUCACCGACGGCAUGAACGCCACCGUCCAGGUGCAGAGCAACGGGGAUCCAUCUGGAGGUCUUUAUGCGUGCGCCGACAUCCAAUUCUCCUCGACCGUGAGCUACGACGAGCCGUCGACCUGCAAGAACAACACCGGCGUCAAGGCUGUCGAGUUCACCGGCGCCGCCGCGGACCGUCACGCCAACGAGUCGACCGCCACCGGCGGUGCCCAGGACGGCUCCUCGUCCAGCAGCAGCAGCAGCAGCAGCUCCUCGUCCUCCGCGAGCGGCUCCAGCAGCACUGCUACCUCCACUGGUGCUGCGGUUCCUCUGCAGACCGCUGCCUGGGGAAUGCUCGGUGCCGCUGUUGUCGGUGGUCUUGCUGUUCUGUAA